AUGAGUGCCUCACAACAACACGACGAGGACUCCAAAACCCUCGCCUCAAUCGUCCCAACCUUCACCCCAUCUUCAUCUUCCGAAUCCGCCGCCGUCAAGUCAACCAUCAGCUCCCUCUCCCUCAUCGAGCACGUCGAAGGAGGCUACUUCGCAGUCACAGACGUCUGCAACACAAAGAUCCCCUCCCCGUACCCGGCCACGCCUCUCUCCCAGCAUACCAUCGACCUCGUCAAUGGCCUCCCCGAGGACUUCGACUACGCGCUCCGCCGCCUUUCGACGACAAUCUUCUACUAUUUGACCCCCAACCGGCCUCAAGGCUCGUUCCACCGGAACCGAAGCCGCAUCAUUCAUACUCUCCAUCGAGGCCGUGGCCGCUACGUUCUUAUCCACCCGGAUGGCCGCGUGGAAUCCUUUGUUGUAGGGCCCAACAUUGAACGCGGUGAGAAACUGCAGUGGGUUGUGGAGGGUGGCGUGUUCAAGGCGAGCUUCCUCCUCCCUGACGAGGAUGGCCAGUCUGGCAGCGGUGGCCUGCUCAUCUCGGAGACUGUUACGCCUGGGUUCGAGUACGCUGAUCACGAGUUUCUGUCUCACCAACGGUUGGUGGAAGUUCUUCCGGAAGCCAAGGCUAAGGCGCUGGAGUGGCUUGUUAAGCACUGA
Molecule: messenger RNA, 657 nt
Organism: Trichoderma aggressivum f. europaeum
Lineage: Eukaryota; Fungi; Ascomycota; Sordariomycetes; Hypocreales; Hypocreaceae
Exons: 1
Coding region: 1-657 (218 amino acids)
Cellular component (GO): intracellular anatomical structure
Source: RefSeq, a predicted model, not a curated record